Sclerotinia borealis F-4128 is the source of this 2490-nucleotide messenger RNA. The record is from the annotation of a GenBank genome assembly. NCBI's taxonomy places the organism in Eukaryota, Fungi, Ascomycota, Leotiomycetes, Helotiales, Sclerotiniaceae.
AUGUUCAAAGGCCCAGACAUUCGAGCCAGACAUUCGAGGGAAUUAUGCCGGCUCUCAAGUCCUGUUUGUCCAAUCAAUCAUCCCAAAUUCGACGAUUCAGACUCAAACUUGCGUCCGGGAUCAAAAGCACAUCUCCGUAGGUUCACUGUCUUUCUGGAGCAACAUAUUACUACCAAGGCGAUAAUCUUGUGCAACCUGAUGAGCGCGUUUGGCGCUGUUGGGAGCUCUGACCGUUUCAUUCAAGGCAAUGAACAACUUCAAAGAAAAAUUUGGUUGGAUCCCAAUUCCAUCGUGCAUGAUCGCCAUAAUGUGGCACGGCUGGACCAAGACCGUGGUGUUGAGGUCUGGGAUCAAGGAGCGAGCAAUGUUCAUGGGUGCUUUGGAAUCUGCCAUAGUGUUUUUCUUUCAAUGAUGGUUCAAAAUGGACUUGGCCGGGACAAAGAUACUCUCAGCAGCAAAGAGCUGGACAACUAUCAAAAGUAUGCUUAUGCAUCUCAAUUGGUCUAUAUACCGACUCUCUGGAUUGCGAAACUGAGCACAUUGUUCUAUUUACGGGCUUUGACUCCAGAUUCAAACUACGCAAUUCUCAACCGCUUUACCGAGGUAUUCGUGACACUAUGGGCUUUAAGUGCUGAGAUUUCGAUUCUAUUUCAAUGCGAUCAACCGAGCUUAUGGGCCGUUCUUUCUACUGAGCAAUGUUUCAAUAUUGGCGCAUUUUGGAUAGCUAUCGGAGCACUUGACAUCGUAUCCGAUAGUGGCAUCAUCCUUUUGCCAAUAUUUAUCGUCUGGGGUUUACAAAUGCCGUUGAGGCGUAAAGCUCUCGUCUUUAUGGCAUUUGGGACUAGAACGUUCAUUCUACCCCUAUCAAUAAUCCGACUCGUCGUCAUUUCCUCUUCAGGAUCUCCCACACUUUCGAAUCAAACACUGGUUUCAUAUCACAACUAUUUCUGGACAACAGUCCAGCUCAACGGAGCCAUUUUCUUUACAUGUUUACCAUUCUUGAAACCAUUCAUGGAAUCUAUGUCGUCCGGUGGCCUCGCCGCAUCCGUAAACGCAAUGGAUUCCUCCUACAGCAACAAUCAUUCUCCCUCGAACUCAAAAUUAAGCACCUUUCUCUCUUCCCGCUCGGGAUGGAAGUCCUCGAAAAAGAAUUCUACCAAAACACCACAUCAUCUUCGCACUAUAUCAUCUUUCCAAGACCACGACGACGAUGAUGAAAUAUCUACUCCUACAACUUCGUCUCCCAAUUCCAAUUUCAAGAAGUCGUCGCCGAUGUUCAAUUUCCGUUUUGUUAAUACAAACAACAUGAUUGCAAAAAAUAGUUAUGAAGGCGAGGAACUUGGUACCUUGAGACCGGAUGGAGCUAUGAACUUCGCAAAUAUUCGCCGCUCGACCCCGGACAAUACCGCGGAUAGGAGUACUGCUGGAAGUGACAAGAUGAUCAUCAGACGAACUACCGAAUGUGACGUGCGGGAAGAUUUUGAGAGUGCCGAGGGCAGAAGGACUCGUUCAAGAGAUAGAGCUGGAGAUGAUUUUGAGAUACACAAGAUUAGUAUGGAAAGGAGAGACGAGGAGGCGUGGGAGCGAAAAGUUAUAACGGAAAAUUCACACAAAUCACCCAAGGAGGACAAAUCGCCAUACCGAUCACCAAACACACCAAGCCAAGCACUUUCCUUUCAAACAUCCACCAUUCCACCAUUCCACUAUACCACUAUACCACUAUCAAAUCAUCAAAUCAAAACCAACAAAUCAAAACCAACAACUCUCUCUAAAGAAAUCAUGACAACCUACCUCAUCGAAAUAAAUCUCGCCGGAAACAAGAGCAACCCAGCUUUCCCACACUUUAUCGAAUAUCUCUCUGGGACCGAAUCUCUCUCCGAGACUCCUCCCGCUACUGAGCUAUCAGAACCCGACUGUGUGGGGUAUUUACAGGGAGAGCCGGCGGCGCAGAUUGGGAUUAUUGUUUCUCGUGAGAAACCUCACCCUCCCCACCCUGCUCCACCUCCUCACCCCCGCCUCCCCGCCUUCCCCGUCCCCCCAAAAAUAACCCGGACGAGCGAGACGUCCAUCUAUGAUCCCCCUGGAUACGCUGUACAGCAACUCUCUAUUUACAUACCCCUUCAUACCGAGGAUGGCACCGAGCACGAUACCGAGCACGAAGCAACAUCAACAUCAACCUUACUGAAAUUAAAGUGGCUGUUUAAGGCUCUGUACAUGCAACUUGAGCGCGAGGGAAAAGCAAGUGGGAUGAGGCAGGGUGAGAUUUAUUCUACGUCGGUUAAUGGAGAUGGAGAUGGAAAUGGAGAGAUUGAAGGGCUACGGUAUCAGGGGAGGGAAUGUAGGGUGUGGAGUAUUUGGAUUACGUGGGUGGAUGAGAAUGAGAAAAUGAGGGGGUAUGGAUAUGGAGGGGGUGUUGGGGUGGGAGGAGAGGAAUUGGGAGUUUUUGGGUUAUGGGGAUUUUUUGAAGGGGUUGAAGAAGGGGUUGGUUGA